Messenger RNA from Talaromyces rugulosus, 1017 nucleotides. RefSeq lists its product as uncharacterized. NCBI's taxonomy places the organism in Eukaryota, Fungi, Ascomycota, Eurotiomycetes, Eurotiales, Trichocomaceae. The transcript has 2 exons. Bases 1 to 1017 code for a protein of 338 amino acids. The record is from RefSeq and is a predicted model, not a curated record.
AUGUCUCUCUCCUCAAUCGCCCAUGGCAUUAUCUCAACCGUCUUCUCCAAUCUCUUCAUAACCCUCCCCUAUCCCAAUGCCGACCUCCAUGGCCAGACCAUCAUCGUAUCUGGCUCCAAUACCGGUCUCGGAUUCGAAGCAAGUCUUCAUCUGAGUCGCCUCGGCGUCGAAAAGCUAAUCAUGGCCGUCCGCACCCCAGCCAAAGGUGAAGCCGCGAAACAAAAGAUCUUGAAAUCCACAGGCCGAGAUGAGAGUUCUAUUGAAGUGUGGAAACUGGAUAUGGAUAGCUACGACUCAGUCAAGGAGUUUUCUGCACGAGUGUCGAGUACGCUGUCCCGUGUGGAUGCCGUUCUUGCAAAUGCUGGGCUCGCAUUAGACGUCUUUCAGUUGUCCGAGAACAACGAGAAGAACGUUAAUGUGAAUGUCGUCAGCACGUUUCUGCUGUUGCUGCUCUUGCUUCCAAAACUCCGCGAGUCGGCGAAUACUUUUAACAUCACUCCACGCUUUACCAUUGUCAACUCGGCGUUACAUUACGUGGCUCCGCUAAAGGAGCUUGAUCCUGACCACGGCCCGGGAAUAUUUGCCAGACUGAACAACCCAUCCACUUCAAACAUGGGUUCGCGAUACGCACUUUCCAAGCUACUUGUCGUCUACGCUGUUCGCGAGUUUGCGGAACAUGCCAAGGGAGAAAAGUCCCGGGUCAUCGUCAACACACCAAAUCCUAGCUUCUGUAAAUCGGGGCUUAUUGACAACAUGGAAAGUGGCAACAAGGCCGCUAUGCGGCUUUUCGAAAGGUUAAUGGCUCGAAGCACGGAGAUGGGCAGUCGGGCUUUGGUUCAUGGGGUAAUCUCAGGACCGGAAACGCAUGGGCAAUACUUGACCAACUGCCAUAACCAGAUGCCCUCGUCAUCCGUGACUAAUGCAAAGGGAGCUCGCAUACAAAAGAAGUUCUACAACGAGCUGGUGGCGGAGUUGGCAAAGAUUGCACCAGAAAUUUCAUCGGAAAAUUACAUCUAG